This is a messenger RNA of Carya illinoinensis, 4443 nucleotides long. Its product is annotated as increased DNA methylation 1-like. The record is from RefSeq and is a predicted model, not a curated record. NCBI's taxonomy places the organism in Eukaryota, Viridiplantae, Streptophyta, Magnoliopsida, Fagales, Juglandaceae. Gene Ontology annotation, molecular function: acyltransferase activity, transferring groups other than amino-acyl groups.
AUGGAUGUGAAGUUGUGUAAUGAUGACUUUGAGGAAUCAGAUGAUAAGUGCCCUGUUUUCAGAGAGGCCAUCAUUGGUAGUGACGCUGAUCACGCCAGUAGGAGGUGUCCUGUUACUGGAGCUGCUAACUUUGAGUGUGAAUCUGGUAUGAACACAGACCCAUCACUUUCUUCUAACAGUGAAAAAUCAGUUGUAACAAGGCAUUCUUCCACCAAAAAUAUACAUUCAGAGGAUAUUUAUAAUAUAUCUGAAGAUUAUAGACAACUUGCUUCAGGGUGUCCUGUGGAUGGAUUUACUUUGGUCAAGUGGAGUGAUGAGGAUGUGAGUGCCAAGCGGCCCAAGCGAAUGAAGUUUUCAGUCAAUGAACAUCCUAAACAUAUACCUGUUUCAGGAAAGAUUCAGAAUUCAUAAGCGGUUCCAAGAGAAAUUGUUAUGGACAUGUUCUGUCCAUCUAGAGACUCUGUUGGUGAAACAAUAACAGUCUGUGUAGUUGAAUCAUCAAGUCAUGGCGUCACAUCUAGUUGCCAUCUGUUGAGGCAACAUUUAGAAAUUGACAGACUGGGUGUUGCGAGUAACAAAGAUGUUUUAAAGUGUAAAAUCCCAGGCAUAAAUGGGAAUGAUGGAAAAGAAGUGGUUGCGAGGGAAGCCAUCGCUUCACCUGUUUCCCAGGAAAGCUUUUCGACCAGUUUAUUGUUUUCAAGCCCAUCUAUCACCAUUGCAGAGCAGUCUGUAUCGCAACUUACCGAGGAAAGAACAAAGCUAUUGGAAUCUCCAAAAAUGGAUGGAUUGAAUUUGUAUCUGAAGACUGACCCCGUAAAGGAUCCUCGUCCUCUUAUCCAGUACUAUGUCAUUCACCUGCUUGAGGAAGCAGGACGGCAUAUUGAGAGGUGUAAAAGACCUAGUAGGCGAUAUAUGGAGUCAGUCUAUCUAACACCAAAGGGAAAGCCGAUUCGUGAAUUCCCUAAAGUUUGGAGGUUAUGUGGGGAGCUUUUAUUUGAAGAUAGGUGUAUUUUUAUGCAGGAAGAUGAUGGUAAGGAAUGGGUUGAUUUUAGUCACUUCUAUUCAGAUCUUUCUGAUGUAUUGAUGAAUGUAGAAAGAGAGAUGAAUCAUUCAGAAACUACUAGCACAUUGGAUCAGAGGUGGAGGCUUUUAAAUCCCUUCGUGACUGUUGUAUUUAUUGAUAGAAAGAUUGGUGCAUUGAGAAAGGGAGAGGUAGUUAAAGUGACUAAAAGUUUAGUUAUUGAUAAGAAGGAGAAAACUGAUGCUGUUUUGGUCUUGACAAGCAGUGUUGAACAUCAUUUUCCACAGAGACAGGUGUCAGCUGAAGAUGCAUUGACAGAGUUUAAGGGGAACUACCAUGCCUGCCAUAAAAAAGUCUCAGGACAGAAAAAUAAUGGGGCAGUGGAAUUUCUGACAGGUGUAUCUGCUUACGAGGCUGAUAGUAUGUGUUUUGUGGAUAUCAUUAAGGGGAUGGAAAAUCAAUGUAGUGGAAUAUCUGUGAACAAAAUAAGCAGUCUGGGUUUAACAUUGUUACAAGGUUGUGCGUCUGAUAGCACAUUUUUCCAUUUGGGUUGUUGUCUCUGCAAUGUUCUUGUUACUUCCAGAAACAGUAGUGAUGAGCUCGGAGGGUCUGGAGCCAUUACCCCUCAUCCGGAUAGUAAUACAAAUUUGCCAAGCUCUGAUAAACAGGCUUCUGACCACAACAUGGACACACCUAAAGAAGUUGCAGAGUAUGUGCCAAUGGACUCUUUGGAGGAGAAAAAUAAAUGUCUAGUAGGCAAAAAUACUGAUAAGCUGGAAAGUCAUCUGCAGGGAUCAUUGGUUGACCAUCCAAACUGCCCAAAUGAUCAUCUGUAUCGCUCACAGGACUCGGAGGCAGAUCAGCAAUCUGAACAUAGUGAACAUGAACGCGAGAAGUGCUCUGAAGCUUCAAAGUUCAAAAUGGUGGAUACAUUUUCUUCAGUAGAUAUUAUUAGGAAAAGGAAGACACGCAGGAAGUCUAGAAAGAUCUCAGAAAUCGAACUGAGCACAUUAUACCAAAGUGACAUUGUAGGCACAACUUCUACCGACAUGAUUGGCAUGCCCAAUAUCGAAGAACAUGGGGCUCAGUCAGAGUUGAAAGAGGUCCAGGAGAUCCUCAUUGCAAUUACUCCUGUGAAUGCAAGAAAUAAAGGAAGUCGCAAUAACUCCGCAUCUUUAGGCUCUUGCCAACAUCAAAUCAAGAAAAAAUGCUCAAGGGUGAAGAAAAUGCAUCGUGACCAUCAUGGUUCUAGAUCGGGAAAAAAGAAACCUUGCCAAAUUGAAGAUGAUGACCUAUCGGUUUCAGCCAUAAUAAAAAACAAGGAUUUCUGCCCAAGUACAGCUCGGCAUUCUUCUAAAAAGAAAGCCUGCAAAUCAAGAGCUCUGAGAAUGCUUAAAAGCCAAAAGGGUUGUUGCAGGUUGCUUCCAAGAAGCAUGGGUAGUGGAGGGAAGCACUUCACGGAUGGAAAGUCGUAUUCUGCUGGAGCAAGAACAGUCUUAUCAUGGUUGAUCGAUGCUGGAGUCAUAUCUCUCAAUGAUGUGAUCCAGUAUCGGAACUCCAAGGAUGAUUCUGUUAUUAAAGAUGGUCCGGUUACCAGGGAUGGUAUUAUUUGUAAAUGUUGCAGCAAGGUACUUAUGAUCUCUGAGUUCAAGAUCCAUGCAUGUUUCAAACUGAACCGCCCCUGCUUGAAUCUAUUCAUUAAGUCUGGUAAGCCCUACACAUUAUGCCAGCUUCAAGCCUGGUCUGCUGAAUACAAGAUCAGGAAAAAUGGCACUCGGUUGGUGAAAGGGGAUGAGGAUGAUCAGAAUGAUGAUUCAUGUGGGCUAUGUGGUGAUGGAGGCGAGUUGAUAUGCUGUGAUUUCUGCCCCUCUACUUUUCAUCAGGCUUGUUUGGCUACACAGGAGCUCCCUGAAGGCAGCUGGUACUGCCCGAGUUGCACCUGUCGGAUAUGUGGAGAAUUGGUUAAUGAUAAAGAGGCUUCAGGUUCUUCUGACGCAUUAAAAUGCUCACAGUGCGAGCAUAAAUAUCAUGAGGCAUGCAUGAAAGGAAGGUUUGUAUAUGAGGGAGUAGUAGCGGACAGUUGGUUUUGUGGUGGAAGCUGUCAGGAGGUUUACUCAGGUCUUCAGUCUCGUGUUGGGCUCAUCAAUCAUAUUGCUGAUGGUUUUUCAUGGAUAUUCCUUAGAUGCAUUCAUGAUGACCAAAAGGUUCAUUCUGCCCAACGUUUUGCCCUGAAGGCCGAAUGCAAUUCAAGAUUAGCUGUUGCUCUUACAAUCGUGGAGGAAUGAUUUCUGUCCAUGGUGGAUCCAAGAACAGGCAUAGACAUGAUACCCCAAGUUUUGUACAAUUGGGCGUCAGAUUUUGCACGUCUAAAUUUUUAUGGGUUUUACUCAGUGGUCUUGGAGAAAGAUGGUGUGCUUAUAUCUGUAGCAUCCAUCAGGGUGCAUGGAACUACAGUUGCAGAGAUGCCUCUUAUUGUAACUUGCAGCCAAUACCGUCGCCAGGGAAUGUGCCGACGCCUUAUGGUUGCUAUUGAAGAGAUGCUAAUAUCUUUCAAGGUGGAAAAGUUAGUGAUAGCUGCCAUUCCAGAUGUAGUGGAGACAUGGACUGAGGGUUUUGUCUUUAAACUUUUGGAUGACAAUGAAAAGAAAAAUCUGAAUAAGAUCAACUUGAUGGUUUUUCCUGGGACAAUUUUUCUCAAAAAACACUUGUAUGAAAAUCGUAUGGCAGAUAGACAUUAUGGACCAGGUGACAAUUCACCCUCGGAUGAUAAAGUAGAUACUUGUUCCAAAGGAGAGACCAUGACAGAGUCCCAACAGCAGUCUGAUGGUAACUCCUGCAGGAACCUAGUUAAUGCUGAAUCAAUAAUCCUCGAUGACAGGUUAUCCAUUCCAGAGAAGAGACAACGAUUGGAUCUAAACCAAGUUGGUGCUGCAAUAGACAUUGAACUUGUGGAAGGCUACAAUUUGCAGGAAUUCAAAGUUGUUGCCAAAGCAGAAGUCAAAUUGGUACAGAAAUCUGAUGGAACCUGCUGCGCGUUUGAAGUUGGCAGUGAAAUAAAAAUUGGACUUUUGGAUGCGAAAAAUCUGCAGGAAUCUGAAGAUGGUCACAAAAUGGAAAUCGCUCGCUGUGAGAAGCAGUCUGAUGGAAACUGUUGGGCAGAUGAAGGUGGAGCUGAAUGGGGUAUCGGGUAUACAGAAGGCCAUAAAAUGCAAAUAGGUGAAAACCAAGUACGAACUUUGCAGGACCAAUUUUCAGAGCUGUCCUGCGGAGGGGUCCCAACAUUUGAGGAUAGCCAGCCUAAAAUAGUUUCUGGUAUUGUAUUCUCAGGAAUGUAUGAUGAAACACAGAUUUCUUUGGACCUACAGCAGCAGAAAAAUCUGAGUUGAAAGAAAAUUUGAAAUAAAUUAUAUGUUGGAAGGAUU